Pocillopora meandrina is the source of this 4037-nucleotide messenger RNA. NCBI's taxonomy places the organism in Eukaryota, Metazoa, Cnidaria, Anthozoa, Scleractinia, Pocilloporidae. The record is from the annotation of a GenBank genome assembly.
CUCAAAACUGUCUGGCUUGAUAACAUGGCGAUUGUGCAUGAGUGACUUCCUUUGUAGAAAGGGUGAAAAAAAACAGUAUGGAGAAAGCUGAUAUUUCUUUUGUAUAUCCAUUUUAUCUAUAACCUUUUUCUGGAGUCGAAGUAUCUUUUACAGAAAGUCAUGAACAAGCCGGCGACUCGUGUAUGUACACGCACAACUCUGUUCUUGUUGGGAUUUUUCCAAUACCUCAGUAAUUCCACUAAAUAGGCGAAAGUGUUUGUAAUUUUGUAUUUUCCAGCGUUUUCUUUUACAAUUUUUUUCCUACUGAUGUGAAAGCGUUUCGUUUCGAAAAAUUUCUGUGAAAUACAGAAUUGUUGCUUUACUUCAAAGAGGGUCGUACCACUGGUUCACGACUAGAGCUACUGAAAGUAGAACAGUAUUUCAAAAUAUUCAUGUUUGGAUAAAGAAGUUAACUUUUGAAGGUUCUAGCUUCAACUCAGGAUGAUUAUUUUAUCAUUAAUACGGUAAUGAGACGUGUAGUUUAGCGUUUUACAAUCGAAAGAACGUGACUUAUCGUGUUUGCUUGUUUUUUCCUGUUUUAGUGUAGUAUACGUUUCUAACUUAAGAUCUAAGUGAGUUUGAAAACUAAAUUUAAGCUUGCAUAUGAUCAUAUUUAGGGGCGUAAGAGGAAGAAGAGAAGUACUGGAUGUUCAUCUUUGGAUGAAAUGUCUCCUUCAGUGUCUCCAACUGAGAAUGAAUUUUCUCUUCUUCCAAGUGGUGCCCAAGAAGAACAACAAGGGGAAACAAAUUCUCAGGUAAUGAUAAGUGUCAGGGAAUAAUCUACGACAUCACGGUCAAUUUGCCACCACAACAAACUCACCACCACAAAACUCACCACCACUGAAAGUCAAAUUGCCACAUGUGGCAAUUUGACUCUUUUGUUAUGUUUAGCCUGUUGUAUUAAACUUACGUUGAUUGAAAGCUAAGAUGUCGUAAAACUAAAAAAAUGAGUAAACAAACUAGGCUUUCAUAUGAUAUCAGUUUCUUUAAGUCUGAUUACGAAUUGUGUUUGUAAGGACAAAACUUAUGUUAAAGGUCACAAAAGCAAGGAUGUUAAGUCCAUUUCUGCAAACUUCACUGUAUUUGUGUGCGUUCUUUGUCGCAAUAUACUAGUACUUUUUAGCCUUUAUUUGAUGUAAUUUUCAUACAAUUAGAUAAACAUUGCCAUUUGCCAUUUCAUUUGAGGUUUCUCUCAUUAAAAUGGAAAGUCAAGCCCAAGUUGACCCAUGUUUCCUAUAAAAUCCUGGUCCAGAGGUUCUUAUAGUUAUGAUUAUGCAUUAUUACUGGUUUUUUUUCCAUGCUGCAUUCUUACUGUCUGUAGCUAAGUAAUCCCCAUCCAUUUGAAAGUGGCAGACCAUGAAAUCUCUAUUUGACAGCAUUGAAACCCACCUCUGAGUGGGUCGAACUUCCUUUUUUUCCUCUAUUGGUGUUUAGAUGGGUAUAAACACAGCUUUUGAAGAACAACACUUCACAGGUUAAUAAUAGGUUUUCAUGUGUUAAACUCAGGCUAAAAAAUGAAUUUUAUAAAGGUAGGCUACAAUUCAUUAGAGUAAUCAAACCUUUGAAAAUAAAAUUGAAGAAGUGCCAUAAAGGUAGCAAAUGAGAAGAGCAGAUAUCUCCUCAGCAGCAAGCAGAUACCAGAGCAACCCAGGCUCAGCUUCUCUCCUCUAGACACCUGUCAACACAGUGCUGGUAAGCCAGUGUAUGUUUUGAGUAAUCACAGGCAGCCCAAGCUCCAGCUGUGAGAUGAUCAUCAUGCGCAAUAACAGUCAUGGCGGAAUUAUAAGAGUUUGUAUGGGAAUAUUUACAACCCCUCUGAGGAAUAAAAUAAUACGUCAAAUUCUCAAAAAAAUACCUCACCUUACUUCCACAGUGUAUCACUUGUUAUCUUACUGCUUACUUUGAUGAAAAGGACGCAUUUUAGCGAGUUGUCUAUUUCAAGGUUUUCAACAUUCAUAAGAAAAGCCCAAGGCUGAACACUCCAUUUCCAAACACCUCAUCCGAGAAGCGAAAAAUCCAAGCUCAAAAUGACCAGGCGGCCACAAAUCCAACACAGAAUCCAAGCACAUAUACUGUAGUUUCAUUUCAAUUCACUAAAAACUCAAUCUUCCCUGUGCAACUGACACUAAGCUGCAGUUUGCUUCAAGGCUAUUGUUUUGAUCGACUUACAAAUCUGUGAUAAUUUUAGUAAUUCUCUUUACCGUCUGCCUUGCAAUUCUCAUGAUGUUAGUUCAGAGAAUAUGGUAUUGGAUCACCUUAUAAUCCCCGAGUUUAUUUUUUCCUUUUUUUUAUCAUAACUGCUCACUUAAAAUUGUAUUGAUAUUGUAAGGAACAUUCUGUCUUGGUUACUCAUGAGAGUUAAAAGGUUAAACUGCUCAUUUUCCAGGCUUGACAUAAAGGAAUUUUUCUUCUUCUAUUGAUAGGAGGAAAGUCUUUCACAUGUAAACAAGAGAACAAGAAAUGACAAUGAAACUGAAGAAAGUACAAGUCUUACAGAGAACAAUACUAAUAGUGAACCAGCUAAUGAAGAGCCUCAUUCUGAAGAAACUGCAGCAGACAGAGAACCAAUCAGUGUUGAAUCACCCACAGAAUCACACUCACCAGAUGAUGUUACAAUCAUUGGUGACAUGCGGGUUGCAAGGCCAGAAGUUAUUGACUUAGAUAAACUUCCAACAAUAAGAAGAGGUACAAAGUUCUGUCAUUUCCAAGAAAUCAAAUGUAUGAAGUGUCCCACUUUUUUUGUCACAAGGCAGAACUGGCAUUACUGGUUAAGACAAUAUAAGGGGUUAACUUGUAAUGGUAUGUGUUUGACUUUUUUUAAAAGGUGGCUCAGUAGUGGUUGAUUUGACUAAUGACUCAGGUUACCAUCACAGUAAUGUGGUAGAUUUAACCAGAGACAGUUCAACAGAUUCUUCUAUUGAUUCCAGUCCUGUUAUUGUGGUGAGUAAUUACUUUACUUGAAUUGAUUAAAAAACAGCUCUUUUCUCUAAUAUUGUGAAUAGAGUCACAACAAAACUUCUAGGUCGGGAGAGAAUUUUACCAUUGAAAACAAAGACUUUUUUUUUUAAUUAUAUUAGAGGGCUACAUUUUGAUCAUAGCAUAAGCUCUGAUUUGCUUUUGAUUUAUCUUAUUCAUUAGUUAAAACAAGUCCACCAACCUUUUUUUAGACUACAUGCAGGUGUAUGCUACUGCUGUAAUUUUGAACAAUUAUUAACUUCUGUAAAUUUAAGUGUGCAAAGUAUGCAGGAUUGUUACUUGGUUCUUCACUGUGUGUGUAAAGAAAAGUCAGACAUCUUCAGAAUUAUUAUAAAUGACAGGCAGAAUUUCAAAUUUCUUGAUAUAUGAUUCAAAUCAAUUUCCCCUCAGUGUGUAAAUAGAAUAUACCGUGGAGAUCCAGCAAUGGAACUGCCAUCUUGUCGUUUCUCACAUUCGGGUGUGCUGGGCAGAACUUUAUCCGACACAGAUGAUGAUAUAUUAGAAGUAGCAGAAAGCAAUGAAGCAAAUGAAGAAAACACAAGUGGAAUAGAAGCUUCAACAUCAAAUAGUGAAGAUCCAGCAGGAAAAGUACCUUCUAAGAAAAUAUGUUGUCCUAUCUGUUUGGAUGAUGAAGAAACAGUGAGUAAAAAGAAUUUGACCUGUUUGAUUAGUACCUUCAAUUUUUUAUACAGUAAAAAUUUUUUUUUUUUUAGAACAACAUUAUUGGCUUCCCAGGCCCAUGAAAAAAUGAAAAAAGAAUCAUCAAGUGAUUUUUUCCAAAAACUAUAUGCUUUUAUUUUGGUUUAGAUCAUUGUGGUUUCUCAAAUUAUGUUUUGUGAUGGUUAAAUUUUUUUGAAUUUUUCUAUUUUCAGAUUAAAAGGAGGAAGAGAAGAUUAAUGUCAACAAAUUGCGGACAUGUUUUUUGUGACAAAUGCAUAAGAAGUGCGGUUCAGAUGCAGAGUAAAUGCCCAACAUGUAGAAAAAAACUGACUUUAAGACAGUUUCACCCAAUAUUUUUAUAA